Molecule: messenger RNA, 1311 nt
Organism: Pogonomyrmex barbatus (red harvester ant)
Lineage: Eukaryota; Metazoa; Arthropoda; Insecta; Hymenoptera; Formicidae
Source: RefSeq, a predicted model, not a curated record
ACUGCUACUUAGCAGCUUAUUUUGUCUGCUUCGAAUGCAUUGAUGAGCAAAAUAAUGAAGGAUUAUAUUAAUAAAUAUUUCCUGAAAAUUCACAAGAGCUGAGGAAAUUGUGUGUUCAAUUCCAGGAUGAUUUGGUUUUUGUUCUUCAUUAUUCAUGAAAUAUCAGCUCACAACGCUCAUAUAAUUUUAAGGGAUUUAGGAGAGAAAGAAUAUUCCUUGAUAAAAGCAAAGACAUCAUUGCCACAGCAUGGAAAAUGCUGGCAUGCUGCACUUCAAGCGUUAGAAGGCAACUGCGACAGACUGAAUGAUCAGGAACAUUCAUUUCUCGCCUUGCGUCUGGCAAAUUGUUUUUUGGAGGAUUCCGGUUACACGACUUAUGAUUGCCAUCUCAGUCAGUCGGAAGACGAGCGUCGGAAAUGCAUUGCCAGCAUGACAGAUCGAGCAUUUAGUGUUUACAAUGAAUUUUACACUCAUGCUACCCAUAUCUGUUUCUUUUUAAGUCACGAAGCUUGGCAGGCAGAAGUUGACAAUACUAUAAAGUUAUUGUUUCAAGUAUCUUCUCGAAUGAAGGAUCAAUUAUUGGAAGCAUCAGAAAUGCAGAGUGUGAUAUUGAACAGUCAAAAGGAAGGUUUGCGUAUUCAAAACGAGCUUUUAGAUCACGGUAAAGAGCUCGGGACCGUGUUACAGACUUCGUCUGAGACAGUCAGCAAUAUGGUAUCAGAUUUUAGAGAAUCGGCCAAAGAUCAAAAGGAGUUACUUUAUGAGAUUUUCUCAUAUAUACGCACUUUUCAAAAUUGGAUUAUUGGAGAAGUAUCUUGGUUCCAAUCCAUCAUAUUUUAUACUAUAAGUUGUAUUCUUUGCGCAUUAUUCAGUUCUUCUAAAAGUACAGCUGAUGCAAGAGUUAAACUCUUUAGUAUCCUAAGUUUAAAUAUAGUGGCUGAGAGAAUAUUAAUUCAAUAUUAUGAUAAAAUUAUACCUCAAUCUCCAGAUGAUAAGACACAUCUAUUAAGUACAAUAUGGUUGUAUAGAAAAAUUGCCUUAACACUUUGUGCCGUAACAUUAUUUUGUACAUAUUAUUGUUACAAAGAUGGACAGUUAGAGAACUAUAAAACUUUGCAAAGAAUUGAACAGCAAUUGGAUACCACAAAAACUACAAUUAUCUCCAACAGCAUUGAACCAAUUCGUUAUUCAAAACGACUCGCAUUGAAGCGUCUACAUGUGGAUUCUAGUGAACGAAAGGCUAUCAUUGACAAAAAAUGACAAAUAAUUAAUAAAAUUAUUAUCUACAUAUAUUUUUUACUGACAAUUGUA